This is a messenger RNA of Racocetra persica, 320 nucleotides long. NCBI's taxonomy places the organism in Eukaryota, Fungi, Glomeromycota, Glomeromycetes, Diversisporales, Gigasporaceae. The record is from the annotation of a GenBank genome assembly.
AUCUUUCUUCACUUCCAGGUUUAACAAAUCAAACUGGUGCAUCAGCAUGUGUUGUUAAUAUAAAUGCUACUAGGUUAAUUGCUCACAUUGGUGGAACAAUUUCUGUUAUUUAUGAGUUUUUUAACGAUGGGUCUUCACCUUCAACAAGUGAUAUUUAUCUUCUUGAUAUAAGUAAUAUAACUAGUUAUAAAUGGGUUAAUUUAUAUGAUCCUUCAACAAUGAUUCAAGCAUUACCAUCUGCAUAUACAACUAUUAUUGCAACAGCACAUUGGCUGUUGUUGGAAUUUCCUACUGGUGUUGGAAAAGAUUUCGUCCAAGAA